Torulaspora delbrueckii is the source of this 816-nucleotide messenger RNA. RefSeq names its product Mam1p (gene MAM1). The coding region runs from base 1 to 816 and encodes 271 amino acids. NCBI's taxonomy places the organism in Eukaryota, Fungi, Ascomycota, Saccharomycetes, Saccharomycetales, Saccharomycetaceae. The record is from RefSeq and is a predicted model, not a curated record. The transcript has a single exon.
AUGAGACCGAAGAAUGAAACCAGGAGGUUGAGAAGCGGGAGCUUAGUGAUAAAGGAUGCCAAUGCCAUUUCUAACGCGCAUUCAGACCGGAAGAGAAAGGUGCCGUCAUCUUUUGAUGGUUAUGGUAAGGAAAACAACAUUUUAGAUGACAUUGCCGUGGAAGCUCCAUCUGAGGCAGAAUUGACAGUGAUCCUCGAAAGUAAUUUUGAAGCACAAUUGAAUCCCAGAAAUUUGACAGUCUUGCAGAAGGAGAUUUUGAACAAUGAGUCUAAUAAUAUUAGCUGUGGUCAUUCUUUAUGUAGUGGUGACCAUAGGCAUCAAGUACAACUUCGUCUGUGGCUUUUUAUUCGAGAUGGAAUAAUAGCAGACGGCCACUCCAAUUUCAGAUCUCUUUGCUACUAUGACCAGGUUUACAAAAGAGUCGAUCCAAAUUGGAUCAUGCACAUAGAACCAAUCUCCAGCGAAAAGAUACCCCAAGGCUAUGAAGAUUUUCCGAUCCAGCAGUUAUCGAUACCCACCAUAGAAAUAAAUCACAUCACCCAGGAGCCGCGCAUACAGGAUUUACAAGUUGAUAUCGGAGACGUCCUAGAAAAUGAGCACACCAGAAUCCCAUCAAGUCUCCUCGCUAAGAGGAAUUUAAAGUCCAUCUUUGAUCAAACUCCCAUUAAAGCUGAAAAGAUCUUAUCACAGGGGUCCACAUCUAGUUCCGAGGAUUUACGAGAAGAGUUAAUUGCUCCUAAUGAGAAGAGAUGCACAAUUUUCAAGAGACUGGGUAUCAUGGGAGGGCUUGAUAUCCCCAGGCUUCCGGGUUCAUAA